UCUGCCCAGGACUACUGCCUGUCCACGCUGGUGGAGGAGGUGCAGCGCCUCGCCAAGCUGAAGGGGGAGGUGCAGCGGAGGGACGAGGAGAUCCUGGCGCUGCAGGGGGAGCGGGAGGCGCUGAAGAAGCAGCUGAAGUACCUCCUCAAGAGCAGAGGCCGGGAGCUGUCCGUGUGCCAGGAGUGGCUCCCGGAGUCCGGCUCGCGGCCCCAGGGCAGGCUCAGCAUCCUGCAGGACUUCUGCAGGGAGGACGAGCUGCAGAGCUGGCGGCAGUUGCAGGAGGAGUUCGUCCUGGCGGACAGGGCCGGGGGCCUGGAGUCUGGAGGCGAGGAGGAAGAGGCGGGCCUGGAGGGGGAAGCCCAGAGGGUGGACCAGGGCGCUGUGGGCAGGAAGGAGGCUGAGGGUGAGGAGGGCGAGGAGGAGGAGCCGCAGGGGCUGGAGCUGGACGAGGAGCGGGAGGCGCAGCAGGCCCAGGAGGGCGGCGGCCUGAAGAGGUUCAGCUGCGCGGACGACGCCUUCGAGGAGGAGCUGAUAGCGCAGCUGGAGGAGUACGAGCAGGUGAUCCAGGAGUUCCAGCUGGAGCUCGGGGUCGCCAGGACCAGAUACAACCUGGCCACAGGAGCCUGCAUCUCUCUGCAACGGCAAGUGGACCGCCUGGAGUCGCAGCAGCAGCAGGUCAACAUGGAGCACGAGCUGCUGCAGAAGGAGCUGCGGGAGCGGAAGCGUCAGCUGCAGGCCAUGACCGACAAGUUCUCCAACCUCCGGGAAGAGAAGAAGCAGAAAGAGGUGAUGGGGCUCAUCGAGAAGGACAACCUCUUCCUGCGACAGCAAGUGUGGGAGCUGGAGCAUGAGCUCGCCACGCGGGAGCACGCCAUCGCGGAGGCCGAGGCCAGGGCGGGCCAGCUGCAGGCCCAGGUGAGCCAGUGCCUGGACCACCUGGAGCGGCGGAAGCAGCUGCAGGAGCAGGCGCAGAGCAAGAUCGAGGCGGCGCAGCAGGCGGAGCAGCAGGUCCGGGUGGCGCUGGAGAGCGCGCAGUCCAGGCUGGAAAGACUGAGGAACAAGGUCAUCCAGGCCGCCUUCAGCACCCCCGGGAUCAGGUCCUUCGCCUCCGAGAUCUCUGACAACGACAUUCUGGAGGCCUUGCAGCGGAUCAUCUCGGAGCGGAUGGACUACUACAACCAGCUGAAGCACAAGGGCGUCAAGGUGCCGCCGCUGCUGAUGGCGGAGGUGUUCUCGUCCAGCAAGUCCAAGAAGGUGACCUCCAAGUAGCUGGGCGGGCCCCCCCAGAGCCGCCUGGGCCCCCCGCUUCGGCUCCGAUUCAGAAUUAAACUCUGUUG
Molecule: messenger RNA, 1337 nt
Organism: Myotis myotis
Lineage: Eukaryota; Metazoa; Chordata; Mammalia; Chiroptera; Vespertilionidae
Gene: CCDC27
Product: coiled-coil domain containing 27
Exons: 8
Source: RefSeq, a predicted model, not a curated record